UUCUCUCGCUCUCACACACUCACACACACCCUUGUGUGGAGAGCAGAAGCACUGUGUAGUCCUUGGCUCUCUGCUCAAUCUCUGAUUGAUAUCAAGCUCCAGAUCAGUACAAGGAACGUAGCAGUGAAAGAGAAGGUAAAAACUUGAGAAGGGAUGGCCUUGGCUGACAUCACAGAGGAUGACGUUACUGAACUGAUGCAUGAGGAGGCAGAGGACGUCUUCAUUGAUGGAGUUUCCUCCCGUGUCCCAGAGAUCAUGGCGGCUGGCACACACUCUCCUGGAGGGCCCAGUGGAAUCAUCCGGAGUCAGUCAUUCGCAGGCUUCAGCACGCUGCAGGAGAGACGCUCACGGUGUAACUCAUUCAUAGGGAACUCAACAGUACAGAAGAAGUCACUCACAAAGCCCAAGAAGCCCCAUCUGUGUGGGCACAAGUCCAGCAGCAGCAGCAGCAGCUCUCAUGAACCGCAGCCUAAGAGAGUGGAGGAGGUGUAUGAAGCGUUGAAACAGGGCCUGGAUGAGUAUUUGGAAGUGCAUCAGUCAGAGCUGGAUAAACUCACCUCUCUCAUGAAGGACAUGAAGAGGAACUCCAGACUGGGAGUGCUGUACGAUCUUGACAAGCAAAUUAAGACAAUUGAGAGAUAUAUACGACGCCUGGAGUUUCACAUAAGUAAGGUGGAUGAGUUGUAUGAGGGCUUCUGUAUUCAGCGGAGGCUACGAGAUGGUGCCAGUAAAAUGAAACAAGCCUUCACUGCUUCACCUUCUACUAAAGGGACACGAGAGAGCCUGACUGAGGUCAACCGCCGCUACAAAGAAUAUACAGAGAACAUGAGCACUUUUGAGGGAGAACUGGAGAACCUGUUGGGAGAAUUCCAUAUUAAAAUGAAAGGUUUGGCUGGUUUUGCCAGGCUUUGUCCAGGUGAUCAGUAUGAGAUUUUCAUGCGGUACGGACGACAGCGCUGGAAGCUGAAAGGGAAGAUUGAAGCAAACUCUAGGCAAAGCUGGGAUGGAGAGGAGAUGAUCUUCAUGCCUCUAAUCACGGAUCUCAUUUCCAUAAAGGUAACAGAGCUGAAGGGACUCGCCACUCAUGUCCUGGUGGGCAGUGUGAUCUGUGAGACCAAGGACCUGUACACUGCCAUGCCUCAGGUGGUGGCUGUAGACAUCAACGAUCUGGGCACCAUCAAACUGAACCUGGAGGUCACCUGGUUUCCAUUUGAUGUUGAGGACUUAACCCUUUCCUCCAGUAACGUGAGCAAAACCACCGCCCUGCAGAGACGAGUGUCAGUGUACAGCCAGGGCACACCUGAGACCCCCACCUUCCAGGACACUUCAUUCUUUACAUGGCAGCUUCAGCCUCGUCAGGGCCACCAUCUCUCAUUCCUGCACACACUCAGGGACACUCUCUUAGAGAAACUCAGACGCAGUCGUUCAUUUGGUGACCUGGCUGCACUGCGGCCUCGUCCCAGGUCCAGUCUGGAAGUCUACGUGAGUCAGUCCGCACUGCCAGAUGAUGUGUUCGAAAAUGGUGGCUGUGGUGUAGCUGAAUGUAAGCGCCUGUCCUUCACCUUCUCGGAUACGCCAGUCUCUAGCCCAGCUCCUAGUCACUCGCAUCCUGAGAUCACAGUAACACCUCCUGAAAUUGACCAACCAUCUCAGCCUCCUGCCUUAGAUGAUCAGCCUGGUGAGGAAGAGGAUGGUGAGGAAGAGGAGGAGAGCACCAGUGUCAGUGCCAGCCUUGCAAGCGCCAGUGAAGCAGAAUCAGAGCGUGAGUGGGAGCGAGCUGAGUGUCAGCAUGGGUAUGAAUCCACAGCACCCUCGCUCUCCUCAGAAGGCCAGGUUUCAGCUGUAGGGCCAGAAGAUGUGGUAUUCCUGGAACCGGGCAGCCAUGAUGAGAGCUCAGAGCUGAAGCCAGUGGAGUUGGAUGGGGAGGAGGGCAGUCUGACCAGGCAGCUGGUGAGGAGGCUCACGUCCUCUGAUAUCCUGCCAGAACCAGCUGCUCUGAGCUGGGCAGGAGAGAGCAGCCUGGAGGAGGCCAUUCACAGCCUGCUAAUGAAACUGGAGAGUGUGGUCCAGCGCUGCAGAGAGCUUCAGGAUCUCGAACAGGAAGUGAUGAAACUUGAGGACCUGCUCAAGUGCCGAGGUCCUGCUCACAGGAGUCGUUCCUCUAGUCUCAGCCUGACUGUGGAGAGUGCUCUGGAGAGUUUCGACUUCCUCAACACCUCAGACUUUGAUGAUGAAGACACUGGGGAUGACAACACCGCCAUUUCACGUUCCGUGUUCUUCGACAUGGAUUCUGAGAGGAUCGGGUCAAAUCGGCAUCCAGAGGCCCGAGGUCAUCUGAGUGAAGCCCUGACUGAGGACACCGGUGUGGGUAACAGUGUUGCGGGAAGCCCCCUGCCACUCAGUACAGGCAAUGACAGUCUAGAUAUGGCCAUCGUCAUUCAUUUACAAUACUGCAACCAUCUUAUUCAGAUGUUGACUUCAGGAGGAAGCACGUGGCAGCAUAAAGCCGAUUUGCACAAACUUUCUGUCCAAACCGAGUUAUUAGAAGAGUUAACAGAGAACAGCACAGAGUGGCUGGGAAACAUCAGCUCAGCUGCUGACGUGCUGCCUGGCCUGGCAGAGAGGUCAGCGUUGCUCUCCCUGUGGUGUGAGUGCACUGGAUCUGGCAGUCUGUUUCACAGUACAUUGGACCGAGUCCUCAAACACAUGCAGCAACACUUUACUGCACCACUGCAGGAGAUUCACCCUCACAACACAGACUCUGUAAUCAGGCUGGUGGUGACUGAGAUGAUGGACAGAAAUGAGCUGACGUCCAUCCCUUCCUUUCUGCCACAAGAUAUUUUGACGGUGUUCCAGUUCUACAGCUAUGUCACUAAGCACAAUGUCACAGAAAUGAAGCAACACCUGCUGGAGGUGGCCACAGAAGCUGCGUUUGCGGAGCAUCUGAGCAAUGCUGAUGCCGAAUCCUCUAUAAGGGACUUGCAGGAAAUGCCCAUCAGUGCACUCCAGCCUCGUUCGCACACUUUGCACGUUCUUGCUGGCCUCCUGACCUCUGAUGACCCCGACCUCACUAAAGCGGCCUCUACAUUUCUCUCUAAUGCUGCCUCAUGUCCACUUUUUAGGUCAAAGGCAGUACAUUGCUACACACAAACCUUAUCAGAAGCAGGCAUACAUGCACAGAAAGCUGCUUGUGUUGCUCUGAGCUGUCUGCAGGCUGUGGAAAGCCUCAGAGCAGUUGUGGCACUGUGUGACUCUGACGAUGACGAGCUCCACCAUAUUGCCAGACAGACCCUCCUCACAUUCGGUGAGGAGGGUCGGCUGGCGUACGAGCAGUUGGACACAGUGCCAAGAGAGAUGGUGCGACUGGGUACGCGGCGUGGUAAUGCCGUCACCACUGCCUUCUGAAAGCAGCAAGUUAAAAGUCCACAAUACCAUACCUGUGUCCAACUGUCCCCCACUUAUCCGGGGCACGAGCAUGCCAAGGCAUUAUGAACUGAGGUCCUGUUCCUCACAAAGCCACUCUUUCAUCAGGUUCUAAUGCACAGAUCAGUUCUAGCAGUAGUUAUCUUUUUUUUAUGAUCACUCACAUUAUUAUUGAUGUUCUUUCUGACUACCAUUUAAUUAUUGGUUGAUACUAGUUGAGGUUCCCGAAUUUGCACUUGUCAGAGGCAUGUACAUAGAGCACAUUGUUGUCGUAUUGUGUGGCGUAACUUACCUGAACUACUUACUGACUCGUGCUUUUCAGCUUCAGGGAUUCUGAGGGACGUGCUUAGUCGAAACUGCGUAAUUACUCAGAGUGAAGAUGUGAGUAAAUAAGUUCAAACUUUGGGCAUCUUUUGACAGAGUUAUGCUCUGAAACAGCUGAUAACUGUUUAUCCAGACCUCACACCACAAAGUUUGCUUCACUUUGCUUUGCAAUGCCACCAAUCACCGUUACACAAAGCUUGGAAUAAAGAGCAGUAGGAUGGUGACAUGAUGGUCUGCCACUGGAGUCUGAAGAAACAAGCUUCUUCAGUUUUAUCCUGCAGAAUAUAUAUUGCAUUAAAAUGGUAUGAAUGCUCUGGUGAAUGGCGAGAACAGAUAGUGGGGUGUGCGUGCGUGCGUGUGUAUUUUAAAACUGCACUUUUCUGUAUCUCAAGUAUGAAGUCUUAAUUGAUUUACUGUGAAUUUGAUGUUAAGCUUCAAUGAAGACUGAAAGUACAGUGCUCUGUGAUCCAACUCGCUUCUGUGCCUAGUGUAACUGUACUACUGAGUUGCAUUUUUAACUGUGACAACUCAUCUUUUCAUCACGUUAUUUAUUACUUUUUUUUUAUUACAUCCAUAUGACUCUUUCCUUUUUAAUCAUAAAAUUGCUUUGUAUCUACAAAAACAUACUUUAAUUUCUUUUGUAUUUGUGAUCACUCCCUGCAACCACACAGUCACAUUUUGAUGUUUUAAUAUGGUAAACUUUUAAGUUGUUUUACUGAUCACUUAUCUUAUCUUUAUGGGAGUACUAGAGUACUAAUGUGCUUAGUAAGCACUGAGUGUUUAUAUUAGCCUGUUAUUGUCAUCAGUCAGUUCAUGAAAUUCUAAAGCCAUAAUUCACAUAAAAACAUAUGAACAAUAUAGUGUUUCACAGAUCUUUGUAAAUUUGGCUUAUUUUUCCAUAAUAGAUAAUAGUUUUAUCUGCUUUUGUGUCCAAUCUGAGUUAUUCUCAUUUCCACAGUAUUUUUGGGUUUGGCCAUCAAGGAACCAAUUUAACAUCAGUCUCCAAUGGAUUUUUUGUACAUAUAUUUCUCGUGUAAUGAACAUUGAUGUGCUUUAUUUAAAUCCAGGCUUAACCAUAUACAGAGAUUCAUUUUCACUAACAAGCUCCUGAAAUCCUGUUAAAUAUCUUAGUAUUAUUUUUUUCAGAAUUGGUUUGAGAUGAAUGUUUUAGGGUAGAGGUGUGCUGUAUAAACAGCUUUAGCACAACUUGGAUUUGAACGAAUGCAGCACUCUGGCUCUCAAACCUGUUGUAUAUCUCCAUUCAGUUUUUUGUGUUUAAUAGUCCUGUCUGUUGCAAUAAAGUAUAUUUUUGGAUAAUGGUA
Tachysurus fulvidraco (yellow catfish) is the source of this 5069-nucleotide messenger RNA. It is a transcript of the gene ripor2, whose product is annotated as RHO family interacting cell polarization regulator 2. The coding region runs from base 154 to 3405 and encodes 1083 amino acids. NCBI's taxonomy places the organism in Eukaryota, Metazoa, Chordata, Actinopteri, Siluriformes, Bagridae. The transcript is spliced from 23 exons. The record is from RefSeq and is a predicted model, not a curated record.